AUUUUAGAGUCCGAGGUGACCACCCUUAACGUAAACACCCUCUCACACCUUAAGACGUACCAUCUUACCGAACUUAAGACAAAGAAGAGCCUAGAUUUUCUUAAGGGUUGUGUUUUCACGGAAGGGAAGAAAGGUUUUGUCCACUUUUAGAUUUAAAUCUCCCCCGCGAGAUUUGGCGAGAUCUCGAAUUUCCAACAUGGCGGCGCUCCUGGCUACUUUGCUGCUUCUCGGAGUUCAAGGCUCCUUAGGAAAGACUUACGAAGACGGAGAAAAGGUGACCCUGUAUGUGAACAAAGUGGGACCUUACUUCAACCCACAUGAGACAUACAACUACUAUGAGCUGCCACUCUGCAGGCCUGAGAAGGUUGAAUUUGCCAGCCUGACAUUGGGUGAAGUUCUUCAUGGAGAUCGCAUGGCUGUGUCCACCUAUGACAUGAAGUUCAAAGCAUCUGUAGAGAAUGCUGAGCUGUGUAAACUAACACUGAAUGAUGAAGAUCUCGAGCAACUGAAGGAAGCCAUUGAAGAUCUCUACUACUUUGAGUUUGUUCUUGAUGAACUGCCCAUCCGUGGGUUUAUCGGCCAUUUGGAUGAGGGCGGUUUUCUCCCCCACAAACACAAGGUGUCCCUCUGGACACAUCACCACUUCAACCUGGAGUACAAUGGCAAUCAGAUCAUCUCCGCAAACGUGACGACCAGGGGCCACGACCCGUUGAGUCUAGACGAGGUUGAGGCACCGCUGGAACUAACGUUCACAUACAGCGUAUCGUGGAAGGAAACAACUGAGAAGUACGAGACCCGAGGACAGAGACUGAGAGAUUCCAGUUUCUUCCCAAAAACCCUGGAGAUCCACUGGCUGUCUAUCAUCAACUCCAUGGUCCUGGUGUUUCUACUCAUCGGCUUUGUGGUCAUCAUUCUGAUGCGUGUUCUGAAGAACGAUUUUGCGCGGUACAACACGGAGGAGGAAGACAGCGAGGACCUUGACCAGGACGAUAACGGGUGGAAGAUCAUCCACACCGACGUGUUCCGCUUCCCGCCACACAAGAGCAUCUUCUGCGCCAUCCUCGGUGUUGGAAGCCAGUUCCUGACGCUGGCGACGGGAAUCAUCGUGAUGGCGCUGAUGGGAAUGUUUAACGUGCACAAACACGGUGCCAUGAACUCUGCCGCCAUCUUGCUUUACGCGCUUACCUCAUGUGUGUCCGGUUACGUGUCAGGUAACAUGUUCAGGAAGCUAGGAGGACAUAACUGGGUGUGGAACAUCAUCCUGGUCUCAUGUAUCUAUACAGUGCCAUUCUUCCUCAUGUGGUCUGUGGCCAACUCUGUAGCCUGGUACCUGGGCUCCACACAGGCCCUCCCCUACACAACAGUCAUCCUACUGAUCCUCAUAUGGCUGCUGGGUAAGUACUGGCCAGCUCAGAGCCUGGUCUCCAGGCUUUAGUCAUGUAUAUAGGAC
This is a messenger RNA of Branchiostoma floridae (Florida lancelet), 1450 nucleotides long. RefSeq names its product transmembrane 9 superfamily member 1-like. The transcript has 11 exons. Bases 197 to 1435 code for a protein of 412 amino acids. The record is from RefSeq and is a predicted model, not a curated record. Gene Ontology annotation, cellular component: membrane. NCBI's taxonomy places the organism in Eukaryota, Metazoa, Chordata, Leptocardii, Amphioxiformes, Branchiostomatidae. Gene Ontology annotation, biological process: protein localization to membrane.